UAGUUCGUGUACCAAUUUCGGAGCCGUUAUUCUUUUCCAAGCAUGCAAGAAAAUACAACAUAAUAAUAUGCAACACCACAUCCAACUCCAACUUUUCUUCGAGCACAUUCUCGCAGGCGUAUCAAGCUCCCUCCGCAGACGUCACAUCCAAUGCGGAGCAAAGAAGCAGCGUGUCCAACCACGAAACCAAUCUGCUGGCGAUGGCCGAGAAAAAUUAUUCCCAAAAUCUCAUGCCAGAACAAAAAAUAUCUCGGAAGUCAGACAAAUGUCAAAAAACUCACCGCCGCCACUCCCCUCAAAUCAUCGGGGUUUUCAACCCACCAAUCACACCGGCCGCGUCCCGAAUCAGAACAUUGCAAACGGCGUCUCCGUUCCCACCCUAAACCUCCGCUUCCCACAAUACUCCCUUCAUGGCAUCCAUCUUGUUCCUAUUCCCUCUGGUAAUCCUCCAUACCCUGGUUCUAGCUCCGACCAAAACUUAUUCCCAGGAUGACCCCAUCCUCACCUACUGCGCCGGCGACAACUACACGGUCCCCAGCACCUUCUCCUCCAACCUCGAGCUCCUCCUCUCCAACCUCACCUCCUCCCCCCGCUACGCCGGCUACUUCUCCACCGCCACCGCCGGGGCCGCCUCCUCCGUACCCGCCUACGGCCUUGCGCAGUGCGAACCCGACGUCUCCGCCUCCGACUGCUCCACCUGCCUCAACCGCUCCGCCUCCGCCGCCGCCACCCGCUGCCCCCUUCGCAAGUCCUCCGCCAUCCGCUUCGACCACUGCGUCCUCCGCUACUCCAACCAAAGCUUCUUCGGCCAGCUCGAAGUGGACCAACCCGCAAUGACCCACAAGAGUAAUAACGCGUCGGAUCCGACGGUGUUCCAUCGGCAGAUGAGUGAUCUGAUGGAUGAGAUCGCGUCGCAGGCGGCGGCGAUGCGAUCGAAGUUUGCGGUGGGGAUCACGAAUUACUCCGGUGAUGGGCUUAUAUCCGGGAUGACACAGUGUACCCGUGAUCUAUCGGAGACGGAUUGUUCCACGUGUCUGGAUAAGGCGGUCGGGUUGUUGCCUUCCUGUUGCUACGGGCACAUCGGAGGACGGGUCGUGAUGGUAAGUUGUGCCGUGAGGUUUGAGAUCAUUCCCUUGUUCUCCCGGUUGUUGGUCCCUCCGUCGCCGCCGCCAGCCACACCUCCGCCGCCGCCGGGAUCGAGUUCUUCACUGAAUGGUGGCAAUGGAACUGAUACGACCGGUCAUGGGAAAAGUCAUAAGGCUGCAAAAGUAGUUCUAAUUGUUGCCAUCUCUGUCAGUCCUGUUGUUCUUUGCCACAUCUGGAUCCGCUUACGAAGAAGGGGAGUGUGUAGAAGAGUGCUCAUUGAUGGAGAUGAGGAGUUCAGAAGUUCAGAAUCAUUAUUAUUUGAUUUGGGCGCCCUUAGAGCUGCCACAGAUAACUUCUCCAAUGCAAAUAAGCUGGGAGAAGGUGGUUUCGGACCGGUUUACAAGGGGACUCUGCGGGACGGACAAGAAAUAGCUGUGAAAAGGCUCUCAGGAAGUUCAAGGCAAGGACUAGUAGAGUUAAGAAAUGAGAUUGAUCUGGUUGCCAAGCUUCAACAUAGAAACCUUGUUAAGUUGUUGGGUUGUUGCCUCGAGGAACAAGAGAGGUUGCUUGUCUAUGAGUACCUUCCAAAUACAAGCCUUGACAAAUUUUUAUUUGACCCUAUUGGACGACAACAACUAGACUGGGGAAGGCGGUACAAAAUUAUUGAAGGGAUUGGCCGAGGGCUUCUCUAUCUUCAUGAAGAUUCUCGAUUAAGGAUCAUUCAUCGGGAUCUAAAAGCAGGUAAUAUCUUGCUGGAUGAGGACAUGAAUCCUAAAAUUUCAGACUUCGGUCUUGCAAAGCUUUUCAGCGUAGAUGAGACCCAUGGAAGCACUAGUCGAAUUGCUGGGACAUAUGGGUAUAUGGCACCAGAAUAUGCCGUGCGUGGGCUCUUCUCCACCAAAUCCGAUGUUUUCAGUUAUGGCGUACUAGUUUUGGAGAUUGUGACCGGGCGGAGGAAUAGUGGAUUCCAGGGAUCUGGGAAUUCUUUAGACCUUCUUAGCUAUGUCUGGCGACACUGGAAUGAGGGAAUGGCAUCACAGGUGAUCGACCGAAGUCUGGAUAAUCAGUAUCAACUACGAGAAGUAUUGAGGUGCAUUCACAUCGGGCUACUCUGCGUCCAAGGAGAGCCGGCGGUGAGACCCAGCAUGGCGUCCAUCUUUCUUAUGCUCAGUAGUUACUCCAUCACUCUUGCAGCUCCAUCAGCACCUGCCUUCUUUAUAAGUAGUGGUACGAUCGGUGAGUCAGAGGUGAUCGAGAGGGACAUGAGGACUGGCUUAUCAGCAGAAAAAUCAAGACCGGUCUCAGCGAAUGAUGUCUCAAUCACUGACAUGGAACCGAGAUAGUGGUUUGUGAUCGAUACACAUCCGUGCAAGUUUGAAUAUUAGUUGAUAUUAAUGAUUUUUAUGAACAUUAGGAUACCAAUUUCUCUGUCAGCUGUGUUGUACGACAAAUAGGAACUAUUCUGGAUAUCAUCUAGAGGAUCGCAUGAUAUUGGACGUCUAAGGGAACCUUAUUGAGACGGUAGCUUGAAACUUGAUUUGUUAUCCACUGGGAUGUAAUAAAUGAGGGACCAUCCUUCUCCAUUGGGAGUAAUGUCUUACAAGCACUAUAUAGUUUGAUGGGCAAACUAGAUUAUAUUUGGAUAAAGCCCCUGGUCUCUGUGUUCUAAAAAUUGGACCAUAUUCUUUUGUUGAUUUA
Phoenix dactylifera (date palm) is the source of this 2784-nucleotide messenger RNA. Its product is annotated as cysteine-rich receptor-like protein kinase 25. Gene Ontology annotation, molecular function: protein serine/threonine kinase activity; ATP binding. The record is from RefSeq and is a predicted model, not a curated record. Gene Ontology annotation, cellular component: plasma membrane. NCBI's taxonomy places the organism in Eukaryota, Viridiplantae, Streptophyta, Magnoliopsida, Arecales, Arecaceae. Gene Ontology annotation, biological process: protein phosphorylation.